Molecule: messenger RNA, 7303 nt
Organism: Arachis stenosperma
Lineage: Eukaryota; Viridiplantae; Streptophyta; Magnoliopsida; Fabales; Fabaceae
Exons: 9
Coding region: 227-7207 (2326 amino acids)
Biological process (GO): response to oxidative stress; lipid biosynthetic process
Molecular function (GO): catalase activity; heme binding; phosphopantetheine binding
Source: RefSeq, a predicted model, not a curated record
CUACACAUCCUCUUCAAUCUCACAUGCCAUUUGGCAAAAUAAUCUACUAUAUGCUUUAUCAAUUACAUCACUGCGGUUUGUUAUGCUGAGAAUAAUAAUGUCAUUGCAAUUACUGCAGCAAAUGAUCCAAUUAACGAUCCAACGUUGACAACAACUCCUCAUCAAAUUACAUUCAUUAUAUAAUACACUGCACCGUUCUUCUUAUCUCUAUGCAGAGAUUGCAGGCAUGGAUCUUAAAAUACCAAUAGAUGACCAAUUCUCCAAGUUGCAUCCUUCAUUACCAUUAAGCACCAGAAUUGGAAUAGUUGGUGCUGGUCCAAGUGGUUUAUCAGCUGCAUAUGCACUCUCUAGACUUGGUUAUAAUAAUGUCACAGUUUUGGAGAAACAUCACACAGUUGCUGGCAUGUGUGAAUCAGUAGAAAUUGAAGGGAAAAUUUAUGAUCUGGGUGGGCAAGUUCUUGCUGCAAAUAGUGCUCCAGUCAUCUUUCAUCUCGCGAAAGAGACAGGAUCCGAACUAGAAGAAAUGGACUCACACAAGCUUGCUCUCAUUGACCCUUUCUCUGGAAAGUUCCAAGAUGUUAAUGUUGCUGAUGAUUAUGUAUCUGUUAUGACACUUACUCUGGAUAUUCAGGAAAAGGUGAAGAACUCUAAGCAUUUUGGGAUCCAUGCUGUUAGCCAAGUUGCUUCAGACUUAACUACAGAUUAUCUUGAGAGUCAUGGACUCAAAUCUGUUCCUAAAUCUGUGGCUUAUGGUUACACUGCCUCAGGAUUUGGAUUUGUUCAAGACUUGCCUUAUGCAUACAUUCAUGAAUUUACUAGAACAUCAAUGGCCGGAAAAAUUCGACGCUUCAAAGGUGGAUAUACAAGUCUAUGGAAGAAGAUUGCUGAAUCACUUCCCAUAAAACUUCAUUGUAACACUCAAGUGUUGGCCAUCAGACGUAGCUCUGAAAGUGUCAAAGUAACUGUCAAGAGAUUAAAUGAAAAUGAAAAAACCAUGGAGUUUGAUAAGAUCAUAAUCUCUGGUAAUUUUCCAUUAAGAUAUGGAAGAACUUAUGGAUCAGUGCCUUCAGCUUUCACAGAUUCUGAAGAAGAAGUCAUGGAUGCAACUGAACUUGAAAAGGACUUGUUCAGCAAAGUAGAGACAUUUGAUUACUACACCACAGUGUUUAAGAUUAAAGGAUUUGAACAUCUUCCAAUUGGGUUCUUUUACUUUGGUGAAUACAUGGAAGAUCCCAACACCAUUGGAAAUCCUGUUGCAAUGCAGAAGUUUUAUGAUGACAGUGACAUAUUCUUGUUCUGGUCUUAUGGCAACUCUUCUGAUAUUAAGGGACCAACUGUCAUCGAGCUUGCGAUUAAAGCGGUUGAAUCCAUGGGGGGAAAAAUUGACAAAUUCAUCCUUCAACGUCGCUUCAAGUAUUUUCCUCAUGUUAACAGCCAAGAUAUGAAAUCUGGUUUCUAUGAAAAGCUGGAGUCAGAACUUCAAGGUUCAAGGAAUACUUAUUAUGUCGGCGGCCUUAUGGCUUUCGAGCUCACAGAGAGAAAUUCAUCUUAUGCCAUGGCUCUCAUGUGUAAGAACUUUGCAACUAGCAGUGAUUUGCCAAUGUUCCCUUACACUAAGAGUUUGUUUCCACUACAAACUGAGUUCCAGAAAAAAGAGCCUAGAGAACUUGGUGAAUUGCCUGGGGUGCAAUUUCCCAAUUUGCCCUCUUUGAACAGCUAUUUGAAGCACUGGGGAGCUCAUCCAAUCACUCAAAACAGAACUCUUUAUUCUUGGAUAAAUGAAGAAGGAGAAGUUGUAUGCAAAAGGAGCUAUGGAGAACAAAAUUCUAAUGCUUCUUGUAUUGCUCAGAAUCUCUUAACAUGCCGAAAGCCAAUCAUCAAGCCCGGUGACAAGGUUCUCCUAGUCUAUGUCCCCGGUCUGGAUUUCGUCGAUGCCUUCUUCGGAUGCAUAAGGGCUAAGGUUAUACCAGUUCCUGUUCUUCCUCCAGACCCCAUGCAAAAAAGUGGACAAGCACUUGUGAAAAUUGACAACAUUGCAAAGUCAUGUGGCAUAGUGGCAAUUCUAUCAACAAAAGGUUAUCACUCAGCCGUGCGGGCCGGAUUUGUUAAAGGUCUAAUCUCAUUAUCCGGAAAAGAUGGCAAGUCUUCAGCUAGAUGGCCAAAUCUUCCAUGGAUGCACACUGAUUCUUGGAUCGACAAGUCAAAAAGUCUGGCUUCUGAAUAUGUAGAUGAUCAAUGUGAGGCUCAAGCUGGUGAUAUUUGUUUCUUGCAGUUUACGUCAGGUUCAACUGGGGAUGCUAAAGGAGUGAUGAUUACUCAUGGAGGCCUAAUUCACAAUGUGAAGUUGAUGAGAGGAAGAUACAAGAGCACCUCGAGGACCAUGCUAAUAAGCUGGCUUCCUCAGUACCAUGACAUGGGGCUCAUUGGAGGACUUUUUACAGCUCUUGUUAGUGGUGGAUCGGCCGUGUUGUUUUCACCAAUCACAUUCAUCAAGAAGCCAUUGUUGUGGCUUGAAACUAUGAGUAAGUACCAAGCAACUCAUAGUGCUGCCCCUAACUUUGCUUUUGAGCUGGUGAUCCGAAGGUUAGAGUCUAACACAGAUAAUCUUCAACAUUUAGACCUUUCCUCCAUGAUUUUUCUUAUGAUUGCUGCUGAACCAGUGAGGCAGAAGACUUUAAAAAGAUUUCUUGAGCUAACUGGUCCUAUUGGCUUAUCCCAAAAGGUGCUAGCUCCAGGAUAUGGCUUGGCCGAAAACUGCGUUUUCGUCAGCUGCGCAUUUGGACAAGGUAAUCCUAUUCUUGUUGAUUGGCAAGGAAGAAUCUGCUGUGGAUAUGUCCAGCCAGGAGAUGCUGAUGUUGACAUCAGAAUUGUUGAUCCUGAGAGUGGCGAAGAGCUUCAAGAAGAUGGAAAAGAAGGAGAGAUUUGGAUAAGUAGUCAAAGUUCAGGAAUUGGGUAUUGGGGAAAGGAUGAACUGAGCCAAAAAACUUUCAGGAAUGAGCUUCCAAACCAUCCUGGAAGAAACUUCACAAGAACUGGUGACUUGGGAAGGAUAAUAGAUAGGAAGCUAUUCAUCACAGGAAGAAUCAAGGAUCUGAUCAUUGCAGCUGGGAGAAAUAUAUACUCAUCAGAUGUUGAAAAGACAGUUGAGAAUUCAUCCGAAUAUCUUCGUCCCGGGUGUUGCGCUGUCAUUGGUGUCCCUGAGGAGAUUCUAUCAGCAAAAGGUAUUGCCUUGCCUGACGGGUCUGAUCAAGUUGGCCUCGUUGUAAUUGCAGAAGUAAGGGAUGGUAAAUCAGUUAGCAAGGAUAUGAUUGAGCAUAUUCAAACUCGUGUGAUAGAAGAACAUGGAGUUAGUGUUGCUUCUGUCAAGUUGAUCAAGCCAAGAACCAUCAGCAAAACAACAUCAGGAAAAAUCAAGAGGUUUGAAUGUCUCAAACAGUUUGCAGAUGAAACACUGAACUUGGUGCCACAACCUCUCUUGACAAAGAAAAAAUUGGUAAGGUCAUUUACUACUGGAACUUGUAAAGAUGGAAGAACACCAAGGUCCAAUGUAGCAAAAAACAAUCUUGGAACUAGCCAAAGAAUCAGCAACAAGGAAAUUGUGGAGUUCUUGAAAAAGCUUAUUUCUGAGCAGGCAGGAAUCCCAGAAAGUGACAUAUCAGUCACAGAUAACAUAACAUCUUAUGGUGUUGACUCAAUUGGUGUUGUCAAAGCAACACAGAAACUCUCAGAUUUUUUGGGAGUUCCGGUUGCAGCUAUUGAUGUCUUCACUACUUCUUGCAUUCAAGAGUUGGCUAACUUCUCAGAAAAUCUUCUACUCAAGUCUAAGCCACAACUUGUUAGCAAUCCAUCCAAUGCUUCAGAAGAAGAUAUAGAGAUUGCUGAAGUGGUUAUGGAUGUGUCCAAGACUCGCCAAUGGGGUAUUCGUUUACUUCAACUCCUAGCACUUUUUUAUAUUACUCUCAUGCUGGUUUUUCCUGCUUACAUAUCCAUCACUGCUUUUCUAAGUUUCAAUCAAAGUAUCAGUGCAUUAGUGGAAGGAAUUUCAUGGUCAAACUACUUAAUUUCUUUGACUUUGGCACCCCUUUCUUGGAUCCUAUGCAUUGUUUCUAGUAGCAUUUGCAUUUCAAUUUUUGGGAAUUCUUUCUUGAGGCCAAACUAUGCCCUUGUUCCUGAAAUCUCCAUCUAUUCAAUGGAUUUUAUCAAGUGGUGGACACACUAUAAAACUCAAGAAAUUGCUUCUAGAGUCCUAGCAGUACACCUCAGAGGAACAACAUUCCUUAAGUAUUGGUUUGAGAUGCUUGGUGCAAGAAUUGGAUCCUCAGUUUUGCUUGAUACAGUUGACAUCACAGACCCGUCUUUGGUCUCAAUUGGAGAUGAAGCUGUCAUUGCUGAAGGGGUUUUGAUUCAAAGCCAUGAGGUAAAGAACAGGAUCUUGAGUUUCAAUCCAAUUAGGAUUGGAAAAAGUUCUUCAGUUGGACCUUAUGCUGUUAUUCAAAAAGGUAGUGUUAUUAAAGAUGGUGCUGAGGUACAACCCUUGCAAAAGGUUGAAAAAGGACAGCAUGUGCUCAAGCCUACAAAGCUUAAUAAUGUUGAAGAGAGUGCAACAAUGCUAAUUACCACAGACAAAAAUGAACCUAGUGCUAUCUACCAAUUGAUGGGGAUCUAUGUCGUUGGCUUUGUAAGCUCUCUUGCUGCAGCCAUUACAUACUUUCUCUACACAAGGCUCUUCCAAAAACCAACAUCAUUCCAACACUUUUCAUUCAUGUGCAUAAGUGGGGCUUUCCACUGGAUUCCUUUCACUAUUAUUGCUUAUGCCACCAUGCUUUCUGAAUUCCCAUCAAGUGCCAUUGUAUUCACCAUUUCACUGGCAUGUGCUUACUUGCUUCAUGGUCUCAUUCUCAGCUUUCUCACAUGCAUCUUCAUUCGUCUUCUUCAUGGUCAAAAGCAAAACCACUUUAAAACAUGGCUUCGAAAUCAAUUGAGUCUUUCCUGCCACCUUAGAUUUGCAAAACUCCUCACAGGAACAGAAGCUUUUUGUGUAUAUUUGCGCCUCUUAGGUGCAAAAAUUGGCAAGCAUUGUUCUAUAAGAGCCAUCAACCCAGUUUCAAACCCAGAGCUCAUGGCAAUUGGUAAUGGUGUUCAUCUUGGUGAUUUUAGCAGAAUAAUCACCGGUUUCCAUUACUCAAAUGGAUACACUUGUGGAAAAAUAGAGGUUCAAGAUAACUCAGUUGUUGGAAGUCAAAGCAUUAUUCUCCCUGGUUCUCAUGUUGAAAAGAAUGUCAUUCUAGGAGCACUUUCAAUUGCUCCAAUGAAUUCCAUACUCCAUGAAGGUAGCAUGUACAUUGGAUCUCAAACAAGGGUUAUUACCAAAAAACCCACAAGUGGUUUAGAUGAACGAAUAGAAGAGAUGGACAUGGCUUACAAGAAAGUAGUAAGUAACUUGUCUGCAAAUUUAGCCACCACAACCAUGAAUGCUAAGGCAAGAUAUUUCCACAGAAUUGGAGUUAGUGGAAAAGGGUACCUAAAAAUGUAUGACAAAAUUGAUGGAAUUCCAAUGCACAAGAUUUUCCACCCUGGAAAGAGCUACCCUAUCUUGAUCCGACAUAGCAAUAGCUUGAGUGCUGAUGAUGAUGCAAGAAUUGAUGCACGUGGUGCAUCUCUGAAGAUACUCUCUGAUGAACCUGGUUCUAACAAUGCUCUCUUUGAUCUUACAUUGAAGACAGGCAAGGCAUUUUAUGCAAGAACUUUGGCUGAUUUUGCAAGUUGGUUUGUGUGUGGACUUGCUGCAAGAGAGGAACUAGUCAAGAAAUUCCCACAUCUUCGUGAAGCAGUGUGGAAUUCUCUUAGAAAUGCUAACUCAUAUGCUGAAUUGCAUUACUACUCCAACAUUUGCAGGCUCUUGCGCUUCAAUGAUGGACAAGAAAUGUACGUGAAGUUCAAGUUGAGACCCUAUGACAAAAGCAUUGGUGAGAACACAGGUAUGGUUAAGCCAAUUGGGAUUCUUCCACCAGAAACAGGUGCUAUUCCAAGGGAUGAAAAUGAUAAACGCCCUCUUCUUUUCCUUGCGGAUGAUUUCAAGAACCGCGUGAGUUCACCAGGUGGAGUUCAUUAUGUUUUCCAAAUCCAAGUUCGACCGGUGCCGGAUGAUGAAGCCACACGUGACGUUGCUUUGGAUUGCACAAGACCAUGGGACGAAAAUGACUUCCCUUACAUUGAUGUUGGAGAGAUCAAUAUCACUGAGAAUCUUUCUAAGGAAGAAUCAGACAUGUGUGAGUUCAAUCCUUAUCUCAAAAGCCAUGAGUUAGAUGUUAUUCCUGCUACUUCUAACUCUCAAAGUGCUUCAAUGGAUCAUGGUCGUUCAUUGAUCUAUGAGAUUUGCCAGUAUGUUCGCAACAAGCGACCGCUCCCAGAAUCUUGGAGGAACCUUAUUGAGCAAUCCGCGGUUAAGGUUGACUUAUCAUGUUGUCCAAUGGCGGCGGCGGCGGCGGCGGCAGCAUCAUUGCCUAAAAAGCAGCCACAAAAAGUAACAUUGGCAAGAACUUGGUAUCAAACUUUCUCAGCACUCUUCAUUCAACCAUUUCUUCAAACAGUUUUACCUCAUGCUGUGAUUGGUUUAUCUAUUUAUGCUCCCUUGUGUUGUAUUGUAUACAUAAAGAAUGCCAAUGGAUUCCCACUGCAUUGGAUGCUUCCAAUAUUUUGGAUUCUCUCAGGUGUUAUGGCUGCAUUGGCUUGUGUUAUAGCCAAAUGGAUUCUUGUUGGAAGAAGGAAAGUUGGUGAAACAAUGCCUCUAUGGAGCAUAAGGAUCAUCAUGGAUAGCACAUGGCAAGCCAUAAGAACAUUGAUUGGAGAUUAUUUCAUGGACAUGACAAGUGGUUCAUUUUUAUUUAUGGUUUGGAUGAAGAUGAUGGGUGCAAGCAUUGACAUAAUGGAUGAUGGUGUUUAUAUAGAUAGUAGCAUGGGAUCUUUGUUGAACCCUGAAAUGGUAAAGAUUGAGGGAGGGGGUUGUGUGGGAAGAGAAGCAUUGCUAUUUGGACACAUAUAUGAAGGUGAUGAAGGUGGAAUAGUAAAGUUCGGAGAAAUUAAGAUUGGUGAAGAUGGGUUUGUUGGGAGUAGAGCAGUGGUUAUGCCUGGUGUUCAUGUGGAGAAUGAGGGAAACCUAAGUGCCUUAACACUUGCCAUGAAAGGUGAAAUCAUUAGGUCAAGAUAAACACACGUAAUCAUGGUUUUGAAUUGCGGUUGUUGUUGUAGUUGUCGUUGCAUGCAUUGUAAAACUAUGAAAAAUUUACUGCGGCAGUUUAAAAUA